This is a messenger RNA of Physella acuta, 1504 nucleotides long. RefSeq names its product interferon alpha-inducible protein 27-like protein 2A. Gene Ontology annotation, cellular component: mitochondrial membrane. The record is from RefSeq and is a predicted model, not a curated record. NCBI's taxonomy places the organism in Eukaryota, Metazoa, Mollusca, Gastropoda, Physidae. Gene Ontology annotation, biological process: intrinsic apoptotic signaling pathway; release of cytochrome c from mitochondria.
AAACAGUAGCCUAUAAAUACUGGAGCACAGUGCCACGCCCUGUAACAGAGACUGUAGUGGUUCAAGCUGCACCACACCUAUGAUCUAGACACUUACAGACUGACACAUCAACAUGUCGAGGAACAAAUUUUUCGCUUGCAUGUUUAUACUGAUGCUCUUACCAUUUGGUACCAAUUCGUUCUUGCUGGAGGCGGUGGGCGCACUGGUAGGGGGAGCCGCAGCUAUUGCUGUGGCGCCCAUUGCGUUGUCGGCUGCUGGUUUCACUGCAGCUGGUAUCGCUGCUGGCUCGUUGGCUGCCACGGCCAUGUCCACGGCAGCAACUUAUGGAGUUGGUAUGGGAGCCGUGGGAGCUUUACAGGCUGCUGGAGCUGCAGGCAUCGGCAUGGGGACGGUAGCUGUGAGCGGCCUGGUGGGUGGCAUCGCUGGACACGCUGUUAAGCGUGCAAUAGAUGAGGACGAGUGAGGCCUCAAACUUUUGACCCACGCUGAUUCCAGAGGCGUAGCGACCCUUCCCUGCGCCCGGGGACAAACUUUCAAUUUGGCGCCCCCCCCCCCCCCCGGAGGAACGUUUAUUUAUAAUACAAAACUGCAGCUAAAAUGAGCUUUUGAUUUUUUCCAACCCAUUUUGGCGCCCCCUUGGGUCGGCGCCCGUGGACAUAUGUACCCCCACCCUUUCCUCCACUCGCUACGCCUCUGGCUGAUUUUUUUUAUUUUACACCACUGUGGGUCACAAUUUUCUGUUGUUUAUAAAUAAGCUUAAAUGUACUUGUAUUUUUUUUUAUAAUAUAGAUCUACUCUGUACAUCUAAAUCAAUUAAUUUUCAAGUGUAACGUGAUCCAUUACAAUGAAAAUUUGAACUCACCCAACAAAGAGUUCAAUGUCAAGGUUAUGAUAUAAUAACAGAAGAUCGAAUACGUCCUGGAAGAACUCCGUGUUUCCGGUGCACUACUCAUUACAUUGUUCAUGUCCGCAUGAGCAAAGUAAUGAAACUACGUGCACUCAGUAACACAGGGAAAAUACUUUCUUAACAUUUUCGUACACACGAAGAUGCAGAAAGGAUUUUUUUAAAAAAAUUAAAUAGAUCUAUGUUUUUGUAUCUAGAUACUAAUUCAUAUAGAACAAGAGGCUAUAAUUGAUUUUAUUUGAUAAAAACAUAAAGUUUGUACUUCAAAACUUAAUUAUUUCAACAAACAAAUUGAUUUUUAGAAAACUACUUUGAAAAAUAUUGGCAAUAAUUUUUUUGAAAUUUGUAUUAAGCACUUUAAAAAUAUUUAGCUUUUUGAUUUUUGACAAUAAACAGGUUUUCUCAUUAUUGUAACCAAAUCCUCUAUUACAACACAACUAUGUACAAUACAAUUAUGUUUGUGUUAAUUAAGUACUCCGUUCUUUAAUACAUGUAUAUCAUUUCAAAAAUAUAAAGUCGGCAAUAGUUUCCAAAAUACUUUUGCUUUAGUAGUUAUAAGCAUGUGUAAUGAAUCUAUUAUGUAGCAAAUUAAAGAUAUAA